AUGGACAACAAUAAAUCAAUUUGUCAUAAAAACAAUAACAACAAAAUUAUUUUAAAAUCAUUUUUACCUUUAUUUCGCUUUGCACAGACAAAACGUUAUUUAAGUGUUAAAAUUAAAGUAAAUGAUGAAGAGGAGGCAAUGCAAUGGAAACUUUUCUCUUUAACUGACUCCCUUGGAUUAGUAACAACAUCAGAAGAAAUAUUUUAUCGAGUACCUAAAGGUCAAUUAAAAAUUCGUUUUGCACAUCCAGGGAAAGAUAUUGGAGAAUUAAUUUCAAUUUCUGUUCAAAGCUCUUCAAUUGACCAUGAUAGUAAAGCUUUGGGGAAAUUUUUACAUUUUUUUGAGGCGAGAAUAUCGACAUUAAAAGAGGCUGGACAAUUUAGACACACAUUAGGUUUAUGUUUGGAGGAAUUGGCAAUAAUUCGAAAAAAGCGAAAGACUUUUAUUUUGGGUUCAGUUAAUUUUCAUUUGGAUAUUGUUGAUGGUUUAGGGACUUUUCUUGAUAUUGAAAUUCAUCCACAAGAGAAAAACGAUAAAAUUGACGAAAAUAAAUUAUUUUGUAAAGCUCAGGAAUUACUUAAACAAUUAAAUAUUUCUACAAAUUCUUUACUUUUUUAUUCUUCUUAUUUGGAAUUAUUUUUAAGAGGAGAAGAGAAAAGGGAAGAAAGUGAUGAAUCUGCAUUUUCUGAUGAAUCUGUUGCUCCUUAA
Molecule: messenger RNA, 708 nt
Organism: Meloidogyne enterolobii
Lineage: Eukaryota; Metazoa; Nematoda; Chromadorea; Rhabditida; Meloidogynidae
Source: the annotation of a GenBank genome assembly